Messenger RNA from Tympanuchus pallidicinctus (lesser prairie-chicken), 5817 nucleotides. RefSeq names its product epsin 2 (gene EPN2). Gene Ontology annotation, cellular component: plasma membrane; endosome; clathrin vesicle coat. The transcript has 9 exons. Gene Ontology annotation, biological process: endocytosis. Lineage: Eukaryota; Metazoa; Chordata; Aves; Galliformes; Phasianidae. The record is from RefSeq and is a predicted model, not a curated record. The coding region runs from base 414 to 2210 and encodes 598 amino acids. Gene Ontology annotation, molecular function: clathrin binding; phospholipid binding.
AGUCCACAGGAUAGAAUCAGAAUACCCUUGUCAGUUGUUCAGUGCAGCAGUAGCUGAACUUGUGCCCAAUUUGUGGGGCUGCUGUUCUAGAAACGACAGCAUAGAGAUGGGCAGUGAAUUGUGAGGGCUGUAGUUAAACGCCGCGUCUGUCCCUCCUGAGAAACCCAGUUGCCAAACGUUGAGUUAACCUUGCUUGGAGGGAUGUUCUUGCAGUUCUGAAGGUGUCACAUCAUAAGGUCAUGAUUUUCAUUUUCUCGUGUCAUUUUCUUGAAGAGAGGAAAUGAUUGUAGUGGAACUUCUUACAGAUAAGCCACAGAUAUGGAUUCGUCGUAGUUCAGAAACGUUCGUAGAAGAGCAGAUAUAGCCCCUUUUUUUGUGUUCCAGCAGCUGUCUUAUUGAAAAGGGAAAUAAAAAUGACGACUUCGUCUAUUAGGCGGCAGAUGAAGAACAUUGUGAACAAUUACUCGGAGGCCGAAAUCAAAGUGCGGGAAGCGACCUCCAACGACCCAUGGGGUCCCUCGAGUUCGCUGAUGACUGAAAUAGCAGAUCUGACCUACAACGUUGUGGCCUUCUCUGAAAUUAUGAGCAUGAUCUGGAAGCGACUCAAUGACCACGGCAAGAACUGGCGACACGUGUACAAGGCCCUCACUCUGUUAGAUUACCUGAUUAAAACUGGUUCUGAGAGAGUGGCGCAGCAGUGUAAAGAGAAUAUUUUUGCUAUCCAAACGUUGAAAGAUUUCCAGUAUAUCGAUCGAGAUGGUAAAGACCAGGGCAUCAAUGUGAGGGAGAAAUCCAAGCAGCUUGUGUCUCUGCUGAAGGAUGACGAGCGACUGAAGACAGAGAGGGCCCAGGCACUGAAGACCAAAGAACGCAUGGCUCAGGUGGCCACUGGGGUGGGCAGCAACCAGAUCACCUUCGGUCGGGGCUCCAGUCAGCCCAACUUGUCCACCAGCUACUCGGAGCAGGAGUAUGGCAAGUCUGGAGGCUCCCCAGCAUCCUACCAUGGCUCAGCAACGUCCCCUCGAGUUUCCUCCGAGCUGGAGCAGGCCCGGCCCCAGACCAGUGGGGAAGAGGAGCUGCAGCUGCAGUUGGCGCUGGCCAUGAGCCGGGAGGUGGCGGAGCAGGUCAGUGCCCGUGAGGAGCGCCUCAGACGCGGAGAUGAUCUGAGAUUACAGAUGGCUCUGGAGGAGAGUCGCAGAGACACAAUUAAAAUUCCCAAAAAGAAGGAGCAUACUACUCUUUUGGACCUAAUGGAUGCCCUGCCCUCGUCGGCACCGGCCCCACAGAAAACAGAGCCCUGGGGACCUCCUGCUGCUGUUGCAAACCAAACGGAUCCCUGGGGAGGAUCCGCAGUUGCAGCUACUGCCUCUGACCCAUGGCAAUCGUUUGGUGCCAAACCAGCUGCUUCUGUUGACCCAUGGGCAGCACCAGCAGGAUCUGCAACUCAGUCUCUGUCCAAAAAUGUUGACCCGUGGGCUCCUGCUCAGCCAUCUUCUACUGCAGCAAAAUCUUCGGUGGAUCCUUGGGGACCAGCACCUGCAAACAAACCCCUCUCUACUUCUGGAAGUACAUCUUUUGACCUCUUCAGUAAUUUGAAUGGUAUAGUUAAAGAUGAUUUUUCUGAAUUCGACACACUUCGAACUUCCAAAAAGCCAGCUGAAUCGGGUUCCACUUUGCCGUCCCAGCAUAGCGGUACCACAAGUCCUGAUCUCUUUGAUUCCCAACACUCAAGCAUGACAUCAGGCAAACAGAGCGCAGCUCGGAAAACCCCCGAGUCUUUUUUGGGCCCCAAUGCUGCUCUGGUGAACCUGGAUUCACUGGUGUCUAAGCCACCGCAACCUGUAACUUCGCUGAAUCCAUUUUUGGCACCAGGUGCAGCUACAGCACCAACUCCAAUCAACCCCUUCCAAGUGAAUCAGCCUCAGCCACUCACUCUGAAUCAGAUGAGAGCAAGUCCUGUGAUGGGAACCAGUCCUUCUUUCAGUGCUGUGCCACCAAUAAGCAUGGAGCCAAUACCUCUGUCUUCCAUGGCCCCAGUGCCUGUGGGAAUGGCACCGAUACCAGCUAUGGGCACUGUGGCAUCCAUAACAAGGAUGGGCCAGGGGAUGAACGUGAGCAUUGCAGGAUCAAUGACCCAACCUCUUCACAGUACAGGAAUCCCACCAUCAGUAUCCCAGUCUACAAAUACAACUAACCCUUUUCUCCUAUAAAGACCCAAUUAAAGGAACUUUCUUUUCAUAGUGUUUCCAGGCUGAAGUCUUUACAGCGAAACAAACGUGGCCUGUGUGGACUGAAUGGUGUGUAAGAGACUUGGAAGUAGAUUUGCAGUUUACAGUUAUGAUCUUUGAAGAGUUGUCUCUACUUACCAGUUAAUCUAAAUCUAGUCUUUGCUACAGAUGGUACCUUACUUUGGCUUGUUGAGCAUUAUGUGAAAUGUUCAGACUUUUCACCAAAGUUAGAUUCUGCCCAUUUUGUUACUUUGUUAAUCAUUUCAAUACACUUUCUAGGGAGAACCUGCCAUUUUAAACUCCGUUGGCUGUUUUGUAGAUGUCAGAUGAUGUGCUGGAUCCUGAAAUUACUAUUUACCUGCAUCUGUCACUUCCUAUGCCCAUACGAUAGACCUGAGAUUCAGAGUGCUAGUGAAUGUUUUGCACAUAACUGUACACAGUUCUAGACUGUUGGUUCACCCAUAGUCCUUACUCUUAGAAGAGAAUGAUUCGGAGGGCCCAGGUGGCUGGUUUUUAUGCAUUAAACAUUGCAACGCAAAAUCGCACUGCUUUGGUAUCAGAGGUCUGAGCGAGAAAGCAAGCUUGUCUCAAAAGGAAAAAGCAGACAGAAAACCCAAGAACAUUUGCAAGUUGUCGAGUAUAACGUGUGCUGUUGUAUGCAGUGUUGAAUCCGUACACUACUCUAAGGACUCCUGAGGAACUCUCUGUGAGUGGCAUGCUGCACUCGUGCUGAGUGAGUGUCCUGCUCUGUGCUUGUCCAGUACCAGCUUCGUUUGGAAGUUACGUGUAUUUUGUUUUUAUUUGACUUACAAUGUGAGUUGAAAGAAAAAAAAGAAAUACAGUGGGACAACUUUGAAUUCAGUUUCACCGUGGCAAGCUUUAAAACUAAUUCAGGCUUAACCUUGCUAUAUGCAGUUACUCUUGUAUACUUUUGCACAUAUUUUGUUUAGUACAGUUUCAUAUUUGAGUUUGCAGAGUUACCUGAUAGUCCUUUUUUUGCUAAUUUUUAUAAUGUGGUUCUUAUUUAACUGUCUGGUUUUGAUAGAUUUAUCAAGUCUGGCUGAAAAAUUAAGAUAUUGGCAAAUGUCAUUUUUAUGGUUUUAAUGCCCUCUUAUUUAUGGUUUUAGCUCUUCGUUUCUGUAAAGAGAGUUUAAAAGGGAAGAUUAACACUAAAAUAUUUUACUUUUAAAUGAAGUAUUCAUAAUGCAGUUCAAAACAAAUCCUCGCGACUAAUUAUUUUUUAGAUGAAUUGAAUUUGAACGUAACGUGAUUUAAGACUACAUUAAAAAGAACAAACACUAAAGUCUCCUUUCCCUUGGUUUGUUCCUGUUUCCGAUGACCACAACGGACAGACGUGAGCCUUCACAAAGAGCAGCAGAGAGGCUGUCGUUUUUUAUUUCUUCUUCAGAUGUUUAAAGUUCUAAUGUACAGGCACAGCUCGUUAAUUGUAUGGACUAAUUUUUUCUUAAUGAAAGGUGCGCUCCAUAUUAAUAUCCGGUUGCUUUUACUCACUGUAAGCUGAACUAUACAUUUUAACUUGCAUGUCUGGACUCAUCAGCACUAAACCACACUCAGGUUUCAGCCCGUGUCUCUGGUGCAGACCUGGCUGCUCAGAGUGGCAGUGCUCUGAGCUCUGCUCUCGCAAGCAAUGCAAACGUGUGCAGAGAGUGUGGAAGGGAGGUCCCAGUGCUUGCUCCUGCCUCGAGGGCGUCUCCGGAUGAACUGAUGCAUCUUGGUGGCCUUUCCCUAGUUAGGAGGACAAACAAAGCUGGAAGAGAUUGCCAGUUUCAUGUCUUGGUGCAGUGAUGCUGAGUGGGACAGUCCUAGGGUGCUGCAGAGGGAAGGGCUGGCUGCUGGUUGUAUCUUGUGGUGGGCAGGGAGGCUGAAAGACUAUCAAAUCUAGGGUACAAUCACAGAGUUUAGCUGUGUAGGUCAGUGUAGCUCUUUUAGUAGAUGGAAUGCUAAACAUGUGGAUGUUUCUAUGCAGAUUGUUCUAUCCUCUUGAUACUAAUGAAUUUGCAAGUAGGAUUCAGGAUAUUCAUCUGCUCGUGUUUUCGUAGGAGAGGAAAAAGAAUGGCUGUCCACACCCAGUAUGUCUUCUUAGAAAAACAAAAGAAAAAACAUUCAUGUUGCCUUUCAGAAUAAGGAAAAAAUACUUUACUUUUUUGUUGUUGCUGGAGUUAUUGAAAAGUUUAGACCAGGAAGGGUGUGAUUCUUGCAGAUGGGGGGGGGAAGUGCUUUCCAAUUGAUCUGUGGCAAGAUUUAUCUCUCAUUAUUUUUCCAGUUUAUCAACAGUGAAAUUGAGGUCACUUGAUGUUUUUUUUCCCUUAGUCAGUCCCUUGAACGCAUUUGUGACAGCUAGAUGGGGCGUUAUCUAUUCAGCCAAGCAGUUCUAAUCACAGCCUCUCGUUUAACACUAGGUGACUGUUUUCUGAGGCCAGAUGGGGUUGAUAGUAUUUGAAAUUAUAAAGUCCUCUGUAGUUCAGGAUAACCAUCCGUCACCGUGAACUGAUCCAAACGCCACGCCGGUCCGGUGGGGAGCCCUGGCGUAAUGGAACUGCUGGCUGGCAACUUCUGCUCGCACCAAACCACUUCUGCAGGAGCUGCAGCGCUUCCCAUUGCGCGGAGCUGCGCAGCGCAGCAGCCUGUGGCAGGGCAGUGUGGAGCAGUGGUGCUGCAGGGCUGGGGGCUCUGCUCUGCCGACAUCCCAGCCUGGAGCCUGGCUCUGCCCCUGCCUUGCUGAAGCUUCAGCUGUGUCCAGAAGGGUGAAUCCAUGUCCUGAUAGUUUAUCUGCUCCUCAGAAUACUCCUCCCCGCCUCCACCUCUUCCUGCUUGGGGGAUGUGUGUGCAUCUGAUCGUGUCUGCUCUGGCCUGUUUCUCCAAAUGCGUUUCCCUCUUCCCCUUCUUUUUCUCACUUGCAGAUAUUAAAAGUGCUUUUGAUUUUAAAAAAAAAAUAAAUAAAUAAUGUUAGUAUCCCAGAAUAGCCUUACUGGUCAAAUUGACCAAAGAUAAAGUGUUAAUUAUUUUGUAAAAAGAAAAAAAAAAAAAAUCUUGGCAUAAUUUUAAACCCAAAAUAAGCUCAGUUAUUUAUUCAGUUUUAUACUAUAUAGAAACUAAACUACAUUGAGGGGACAGGGAAGGAAAACCGUGGUGGGUUGUGGUGUUUACAGUCUUUUUGAAGUCCCGUAGCUGAGACAACUAUUGUUAUCCAUCUUCCCUUUUGCUGUUACAGUUUCUAAUGUGUACUGUAUGUAUUAAUAUUGCACAGAUUGUGGAGAAAUAUAUGGUUUAUUUUUCACAGCAGAAUCUCACAAGACUCACUUCCUUUACAAGUGUUACAAUUUAAAUAUUUACCAAACUGUUUUCAUAAUACUGGGAGCCGGCUGCUUUUUAUGAAUUUGUGCUGACUAUUGACAUUAUUUACUGUAUAAAUAAUUUAUCAUUUGUACUAUUGUAUCAUAAUGUCUGUAUCUUUGUGUCAUUUUUCCCGAGCGAUGUCACGAAUGUGAUAUUUAAUAAUGCCAUCAGAGCAGUGGAAAGACGAGGGGUUUGUAGGUGACUGGUCAGAAUUAAAAUUGUAUUGCUUAUA